Messenger RNA from Rhinichthys klamathensis goyatoka, 1255 nucleotides. RefSeq names its product speedy/RINGO cell cycle regulator family member A (gene spdya). Gene Ontology annotation, molecular function: protein kinase binding. The coding region runs from base 138 to 1010 and encodes 290 amino acids. The record is from RefSeq and is a predicted model, not a curated record. Gene Ontology annotation, biological process: positive regulation of cyclin-dependent protein serine/threonine kinase activity. Lineage: Eukaryota; Metazoa; Chordata; Actinopteri; Cypriniformes; Leuciscidae. The transcript has 7 exons.
UUAAAUCUUACCUAUUCCAGUAGUCUAUCUAAACACAUACCUGAGAGCGCGUGGCACCAUGCGCGUGCCAUUACUGAGCCGCGGUUUUUUAAACUGAGUGGCAGUUCGGUAAUAUCGGCUGAUUUAAUCAUUGAAACAUGAUUAAACUGAGCCUACCAUGGGCCGAAACCGCCCCAUCUGGACCUACUCACGGUCUGCAGAUCCGGCGAGGCCCGCGGAGAACGAGGCCGACCCCAGCGGGUCGGAACCAGUCGGACUCUUCAUCUCAGCAGCCUCGCAGGAAGACGACCGGCCCGACCCUGCUGAUCCAGAGGCAGGAGAUGGCCGCCUUCUUCAGACUGUUCGAUGAUGAUCUAAUACAGGACUUUCUGUGGAUGGACUGCUGCUGCAAACUUUCGGACAAGUAUUUGUUGGCUAUGACAUUUGUGUACUUCAGGAGGGCUCGUUUCAGUAUCACUGAACACAACAGAAUGAACUUCUUCCUUGCCCUCUAUCUGGCAAACACAAUGGAAGAGGAUGAGGAAGAGACCAAAUAUGAGAUCUUCCCAUGGGCUCUGGGAAAAAGCUGGAGGAAAAAUUUCCCACGAUUCCUAAAGCAAAGAGACCACCUGUGGGCACGCAUAGAGUACCGAGCUGCUGUCAGCAGACGAUGCUGCGAGGAGGUGAUGGCUAUUGUGCCAUCUCAUUUCAUCUGGCAGCGUGAGCGUGCAGAGCAUCACAGUGGUGCUCAGAGGUUGUACCAAAACUGUGAGGGGAUCCACAUUCCCCGCGGGCCUUCUGCUUCUCCAGAGCCUUGUUCUCUCUGUGCCAAGACCUCUGCUGUUCCUGUGCCUCGCCCAUCCUCUACUGUGGCUUGUUCUUCGUCUGUACCCCCGAAGACCAAAGCUUCACAAAGGCCCAGUAAGAUGGCCAAAGCUCAGUACACCUUUAACUGCACAACUACAGCAGGAAGUGAUGGGGUCAGCGAAAUGUGUCAAGAUCAUUCGAUGGACUGGAUCAAUGAGGAGUAGCUCGAUUGCAUAACAUUAAACCGAUCAUAUUUGCCUCUUGUCUAUAUUAGAGGCACUUCAGCUGUCUAAGGGGCAGAACAGAAUUUCAGUCUCUAAACUGACCUUAAAAGAAAUGUACAGCAUUGGUGUGAAAAGAGUAAUGGUCAUGUACAUUGUUCAUAUAAGAUCUAAAGAAUAUGUCAAAAAAUCCUCUCACUAUGUGAAGGUUUGUACAUGUAUUUUACUGUAUCAUAAUCCUCAUGACU